CGCACUCAGAACCCGGCAGCAUUCUUAUUUUAGCGGUAGAACAGCAUGGAGAACAUGUUACAGUUCAUGAAACUAGUAGGGCAGUUAAAGCGUGUUCCAAGGACAGGUUGGGUCUACCGGAACGUAAAGCAGCCUGAAAGUGUGUCUGAUCACAUGUACAGGAUGGCGAUGAUGGCACUAACACUACAAGACCCCAGUGUAAACAGAGAGAGAUGCAUGAAGAUGGCAUUGGUCCACGACCUGGCCGAGUGCAUAGUGGGAGACAUCGCUCCUGCCGACAAUAUCAGCAAAGCUGAGAAACACAGAAAAGAAAAGGAGGCAAUGGUUCACAUCACAGGUCUGCUAGAUGAAGAUCUGCGGAAGGAGAUGUACAGGUUGUGGGAGGAGUAUGAGACUCAGUCGAGUCCUGAGGCCAGGGUGGUGAAAGAGCUGGACCAGCUGGAGAUGAUCCUUCAGGCUCACGAAUACGAGGAGUUGGAGGGGAACCCGGGCAGAUUACAGGAGUUCUUCAACUCCACUGAAGGCCGUUUUCAUCACCCGGAAGUCCUCGCACUGGUAAAAAGCUUAAACGAAGAACGAGCACGUCACAUGACCAAAGCAGGAGAGACAGGAUCGGAGAAAUCAGCAGAAGUGAACUGCCACCCGACAACCAAGGACACAUCAUGAGCUGAGCGUUAGACAUCAGGGCCGUACUGUACUGUAUUUUAUAGUUCAGAUUAGAUUUUUCACCAUCCAGGAUCCACCUGGAACAAAUUUACUGUUAGGUGUUUUCUUCAGAACAAAUCUUCAAUUUUUUUUGUAUAAGAAGUGAAAUGAUACUCCUAGAAAUUCACAGUGGUAAUGAAUGCUGUGGUAUGACAAUGAAACAAAUUGCUUUGCCUGUAAAUGCAUAAUCCUGUCUACUUAUGGUUUAUUAUCUGCUGUGAUCCUCGGCAAGAUCCUUCCACCAGGACCACCAGGACCUCUUCUGAGUUACAGUGUUUAGUUCGCUAUAUAACGCUUCCUAUUUAAAUCAUAUUUAAUCAGCACGCCAGUUCUGAUUAUGCAGGUUCUAGUUUGACGAUCAGUUGUUAUACUUGUAUUCCGAUUUUGAAUUGAGAAUGAUGUCUCACAGACGUAUUUUAUUUUGGUGUGUAUCGCCUUGGUUUAAAACACAAGAUUUCAGUCUUUAGUUAUGAAAAUAAAAUGAAAUCCUGUGGGUUAUUUGUUUAGUUUUAAGUGGGACAGCUCAAACAUGCCAAAAGUUUAGUAAUCAUACAUCUGCAUGCACGAUAGUUUUAUCUGUAACAAAAUGGCAAAUUAAAGUGAGUGCAAAGUA
Silurus meridionalis is the source of this 1318-nucleotide messenger RNA. RefSeq names its product HD domain containing 2 (gene hddc2). Gene Ontology annotation, molecular function: 5'-deoxynucleotidase activity. The record is from RefSeq and is a predicted model, not a curated record. The transcript has 6 exons. Gene Ontology annotation, cellular component: cytoplasm. Bases 46 to 666 code for a protein of 206 amino acids. NCBI's taxonomy places the organism in Eukaryota, Metazoa, Chordata, Actinopteri, Siluriformes, Siluridae.